Molecule: messenger RNA, 930 nt
Organism: Naegleria lovaniensis
Lineage: Eukaryota; Heterolobosea; Eutetramitea; Acrasida; Naegleriidae
Exons: 1
Coding region: 1-930 (309 amino acids)
Source: RefSeq, a predicted model, not a curated record
AUGAGUACUUCCUCUCCGCAAGGGGUUUCCUCCUCGUAUGCGCUCCAAGUUUCGGAAAUGAUUACGAAACAUAAUCUCUUUCAUCAUGUCUCGACCUGUACAGGAACAUGCUUCAACUGUUAUGCUCAUCAUGAUUCCGUGGUUCAAUUAAUUGAAUUGAUGGUCAAUAAAUUGAUGAAAGAUUUUCCAGAAUAUUUAACGGAAGAGGACAAACGAUUUUUAUGUGCCACGCCUACCUCGGAAGAAUGUACAGCAAAACAUGUGGACAUUAAAGUCAUUGCUCAUGAUGUGCUAAUGCUGAUUGAUACCAAAAUGAUAUUAAAGCCUUCAUCAUCGUCCUCCGCUACAUCACGGAAUGUAAAUAAUAACAGCAAUAGCCAGUUUAAUUUAUUUAAAAGUAAUAAUAAUGGUAAUGACGUACUGAAUGGUGGAAAUUCAAAGAAUUUAAUUAACACCAAUGGUUCCCAGAAUGGGACGCCAUUUUUAGAUAGUUUUGCUAUUGCUUCUCCUGCUGUCACAACUGAGAAAGCAGAAAGUUAUUCCAUUACUCGAGAAGAUAUUUUACGAUUAAAACGAGAUAUAUUGCGAGUUGGUUCUUUAAUUCACCUUUACAGGAAAUGGAAGAGAGGGUUACUCAGCAAGGAAAAUUGGAUUUGGUCAAGCUUUGAAAAAGUCAUGAUUCAAAAAUUAGGUACAGCUCCAAGAACAUGUUUAUUAGAUGGGGUAAUUGUUGCACCAAGCUAUGCAAUACCAGAGUCUAAAAUGGUCUACAAUGAUGAAUAUGGAGAAGAUGAAGAGUCUAACCCUUUAUUGAAAUUAGCCUUUGUGAUGGACAUUGGAUUUGUUGCAUGUAACUUGGAUGAAAUUAAUUCAACCAAAUGGCUUUCUGGAUUUAAUGAGUAUAUUGAAAAAUUGGAAAAUUAUGAGUGA